CCCCCCCCACCACUCCGUAGCAAUAAUUUACAGCCGCUGGGGGAGCAAAGACAACACGCGCGCCCGCCCGCUCUGUCACACUCAGGGGCCACUGGCUCCCAUCAUUCACCAGUCGUCGUUUCCUCCCUUCGCACUUUUGCGUUUUUUGUCGUCGUCGCACCGCCGGCUCGUUGGCCUCUUGGGGCCGCCGGCGGCGGUGCUCUCCCGUGGGGAUCUUGAAGACACCCGAAUACGCAGGAGCUGAUGACGCCAAUCGGAACGGUGUAGUAGGGAAGCCUCCGUCGUCCCUCCCCGCUCCCCGUGCCGUGCGCUGCAGCCGUCGGCAGAGGCCAGGAAACCCCCCAGCGACGACAAAGAAAACCUCUCGGAGUCUCCACCUCCACCCCCAUCACACCCCGCAGAUGGAGCAGCUGUUGGCGGUGUUGCUGUGCAUCGUGUCGGCGGCCGUCUGCCAUUCCCAAGCCAACAGCAGAUUCUGCCCCAAUGCCGACCUGGUGAGCCCCCACACGAAGGUGGCGCUCGCCUACACCGACGUGGAACUGAGCUGCGUCCCCGGUGGGGCCGGCGGGGCCGGCGGGCCCGGUGGGGCCGGCGGGCCCGGCGGGGCCGGCGCGUCCUCCGUCCGCUGGACGCUCAACGGUAGAGUCCUGGAGGAGAAGGGCGGUGGCGAGCACGGGACCACCAACGGGACCAAUACGAAGACGAGCGGCGCCCUGCUGCUUCGGCGCGUCACGCCCAGCGACAGCGGUCUCUACACCUGCCACGACAACAGCAUGCGCUUCCUGCAGCAGGUCGCGCUGCUCGUGGGCUACCUCCCCGAGAAGCCGACGGUCUCCUGCCACAGCAACAACCCCCACUUGAUCGUGUGCACCUGGGUACCGGGACAGCACGCCGACCUGCCCACAGACUUCAGGGUCAACACGACGUUCGCGAAGACGCACGUGGAGUGUCGGCGUAGCGCGGACUUGCCCCCAAACACGUGCCACUUGGCGGUAACAAUAAUGGCGUACGGCAAGUAUAUCGUUACAGUAACGGCCAUCAACCCACUCGGCUGCAACUACAGCAACUCCUUGAACUUCUUCCACAAAACAAUCUUGAAACCGGAUCCCCCCGGUGAUCUGCACCUGCGCUGGAUCGGCAAAGCGCUGCACGUGAGCUGGAGCUACCCGAAAACGUGGGCUGAGCAGGCCGACGCCUUCCCGCUCCAGUUCCAAGUGUGCUACAAGGCGGCCACAUCCCGCGUGUACAACGAGGGCCCCUCUCUGGACACCACGGAGAUGACCGUCACGGACGUGAUGCCCAGCAAGGCCUACGUGGUACGAGUGCGUGCCUCCGACAAGUUCACGAAGAAGCUGUGGAGUGAGUGGAGCCCCGAGGUGCGGAUCGACACCGUCACAGAUUCGCCCAGGUCGAACGAAGUUGAUCUCCAAUUCACGACGCAAACGAUGACGCCGUAUUCUGAUGAACAGACUGAGUGGUACACUUUCAGCCGAGAAGUCCCCCCAGAUGCCAUGCCAAACACGGGGGCCUCCGCCAACGGGAAGAGGAAGAUGCACAUAGCCAUCGCUUGUACCACCGUGUUCUUCCUCACGACCGUCGUCUUCAUCGUCGCCCUCAUCUACACCAGGAAGAGGCUGGCGCCGGUGGUGUUGGCUAGUGCCCUCCCGUGGAGCGGGAGGCUCAAACGCGGCGAGACGGGCGAGGAGGACGACUCUGCCAGCGACAAGCCCAGGCCGGCGUCGGAUGCCGACGCCGAGGGGGACGUCUGCCGGCCCCUCUACUCGAACGUGGCCGCCCCGCCUCCCGCGACGAUGCCCGAGCAACGGCAGUGCGACAACUUUUACAACAUGGAGUAUUUUUACAGAGGCGUCGAUACGGCGGACGUGCUGGACGCACCCAACGGCGUGGUGCACGCGAUGGGAUGACGGAAUUCCCACUCGGCCGCUCCCGCGAGAGCGUAGCCCGUAGCGCGACCAGUGCCGGAUGAAGCUAGUGUGGGGCCUGUAGCAUGAUGUUAUAAAGGGGUACCUAAAUAAAAAAAAGUAAAUAUAAAAAAAUGUUUUGCUU
Molecule: messenger RNA, 2067 nt
Organism: Petromyzon marinus (sea lamprey)
Lineage: Eukaryota; Metazoa; Chordata; Hyperoartia; Petromyzontiformes; Petromyzontidae
Product: interleukin-6 receptor subunit alpha-like
Cellular component (GO): membrane
Molecular function (GO): protein binding; cytokine receptor activity
Source: RefSeq, a predicted model, not a curated record